Molecule: messenger RNA, 2133 nt
Organism: Mesitornis unicolor (brown roatelo)
Lineage: Eukaryota; Metazoa; Chordata; Aves; Mesitornithiformes; Mesitornithidae
Gene: CIP2A
Product: KIAA1524 ortholog
Exons: 16
Source: RefSeq, a predicted model, not a curated record
GUUAUCUCUGGAUUGAAGCUUACACGAUCACUUGAUUCAAACCAGAUUCUACCGAAUGAAUGUCUCAAUUGCCUAGUAGAACUCCUCGAGGACACUAAUAUAAACGCAUCUUUAACCUUGUCUGUGGUUGCUUUGCUGUCACAGCUAGCUUUAGACAAUGAGACUAGAAGAGUUCUUCAGGAUACCUACAAUCUGACCAGUGUGCUGGCAGGAGUGGUUCGUCAAAGUUCUGCUAAUCUUAGAGAUCCAGUCUUAUUACAGAGUAUUCAGUUGCUACAGAAGCUAACCUACAAUGUUCCAGUCUUUUGUGUUGGUGCCAACAUCAGCGGAUUAAUUUCAUUUCUAAUGCAUCACGUUCAAUCCACUGAAGAUGAGUUAACCAUACCGUGUUUAGGACUCCUGGCAAAUCUCUGUCGUCACAACUUACAUAUUCAAACUUGGAUAAAAUCUUUGAACAAUGUGAAGAGUUUCUAUCGUACCUUAAUAAGUUUCCUCGCCCAUAGUAGUUUGACUAUGGUUGUGUUUGCACUUUCAGUAUUAUCAAGCCUUACUUUAAACGAAGAAGUAGGAGAAAAACUCUUUCAUGCUCGAAAUAUCCAUCAGACGUUUCAGUUAAUAUUCAAUAUUGUUGUAAAUGGAGAUGGUACUUUAACAAGAAAAUACUCUGUUGAUCUACUCGUGGAUCUUCUGAAGAACCCAAAAGUUGCAGAUUAUCUUACCAGAUAUGAGCACUUUAAUUCAUGCCUUGGUCAAGUAUUAGAUCUUCUUCAUGGAAGGGAUCCCGAUUCAUCAUCUAAGAUCUUAGAACUGCUGCUUGCCUUCUGUUCUGUGAUAGAGCUGCGUCAUACCCUGCAGCAGGCAAUACUGGAACCAUCUGGCUUGCCGGUCUCUGGAAAUACCAGAUUUGUGACUUGCUCAAAGACUUUUGAACCAUCUGUUGCAUUGGUGCACUUGUCAAACCAGGCCCUGGAAGGCUCUGAAGACUGUGCAGUUCUAGCAUUACAACUAUUCAAAGAGAUUUUUGAGGAUGCUAUUAAUACUGGGAACAGUGCCUCAGCUGAACAAUUAGUGGAUCUUUUGCUGCCUGUUCUUCUUGAUCAUCUUCAGAUAACAGAAGAAAUUGUGGAUGAGCUAUUAUUGAAGAAAAAGUGUGAAAGAAUGGUCAAGGCUAUUAAUGUCCUGACAAUGCUCUGUAGAGAUGACAUACUGAAAAUACAUGCCUCAAAGGUACUGACUGCUAGCCAGUGUAUGUCUCUAAUAGAACAUCAAUUUACCUACAGUGUGAUUGACACUGGUUUUCGGACAAAAGCAGUGGACACUAAAAUGUGCAAACUUGCUGCUGAUAUUAUUUUGAAAACACUUGAUCUUAUGAGCAGACUGAAGCAGGAUGUGUCUGGUAUGGAGGUCAGCUUCUACAAAAUUUUACAGGAUCAACACUUGAUUGCACCUUUGACGUUUGCAUUAACAUCAGAUCAUAGAGAUCAAGUCCAAGUGGGACUUCGAAUACUGUUUGAGGCUGCACCCUUACCAGAUUUUCCUGCCAUAAUGCUUGGUGAAAGCAUUGCGGCAAAUAAUGCUUACAGACAACAAGAAAUGGAGCAUACAUCAAAAAGAAUCCAAAUGCAGUUACCUGUGACUGGCAUUCCUUCGGUGACAUGUUCUUCAUCCUGUCCCUCAAGUGAUGAGUCUACAACUUCACAUAUCCAGGAAUUAAUAAAAAAACUUGAAUCUGCACUAGAGAUGAAGCCAAUCACUGGUUUGAGGAUAUCUGACAUAAUGGAGGUCUAUGAGCAAAAGCUGUUGGCAUUAGCAUCUAAAGAAACUAGGCUGCAAGACCUUUUGGAAGCAAAGGCACUAGCUCUGGCUCAGGCUGAUAAGCUGAUGGCUCAGUACCAAUUUCAAAGAACCCAGGCUGAGGCUGAGGCAAGAACUCUCGCUGCAAUGUUAAAGGAUGCAGAACGAAAAAAUGAAGAACUUAAUGAUUUGCUGAAAGCUCAACAGGUAGAAUCUGAAAGAGCAGAGACUGAUAUUGAACAGCUCUUUAAGCACAACAGGAAAUUACAAAAUGUUGCUGAAGAACAUGAAAUACUGAAAAAAUCAUAUGUUGAUCUUCUUCAGAGGUAAGACAUGUAA